Phytophthora infestans T30-4 is the source of this 846-nucleotide messenger RNA. RefSeq lists its product as uncharacterized. Bases 1 to 846 code for a protein of 281 amino acids. The transcript has a single exon. Lineage: Eukaryota; Oomycota; Peronosporomycetes; Peronosporales; Peronosporaceae. The record is from RefSeq and is a predicted model, not a curated record.
AUGGCUGGAGCUGCCGACUCAGGCGCGCCCGCGGCCACUGCGCCAGAGGAGUCGCCCUCCAAGUAUCUGACCCGCUUUUGGCGUGCCAAUGCGUCCGCCUUCAUGCGCUGGUUCUUGGCGCUGCCGUACGCCGGUCAAGUGUCGCUGCUUCGCAACGCAUCGCCCGAUAUUCCUUUAUCGUAUGACCCCAAGGAGCCGCGUCCGCAGGCCACACAGCUGCUCACGCCCGAGCUGACACUUAAGGCGCUACUAGAAGAGAACGGAAAGGUUCUGCUGCGCCUCAUGAAUGCACGUGCCACUAAGGCUGACCAGUGUAGUCGUCACGAUCUUCUCUACCUCGCGUCACUUCGAGCUUCUGGCACUAUGCCCACGUUCUCCGGUGAGACGUUCAAGCACGUUUCUCUGGCCUUCAUUGACCUGGCGGACCCAGAACAGAACGUGCAGUCGCUGCUACCUUCAGCGUCGCCCGAGAUUAUUGAAGAGAAGAAGAACCUGAUUAAGCAGGGGAAACUCAUGGAGGCCGACGUGUGGCUCGCACUGCAGAUGCGGCAGCAGGUUAUCCUCACGAUGCUCACUAACGUGGCGCACACAUUUGAGACCAUGUUUUUGAAGCAGGUAAUGGUUGGGGAGGUUAGUGCUGCCGAAGUGGGCUGUAGAUAUUGCGGUUUGGCCACGAGAAGCAAGGGAGGCGCGGAGGGUGCAACGACCUUGCUGCAAUGUGCAUGCGAAGCCGCGUUCUACUGCUGCAAGGAACAUCAGGUAGAAGACUGGACUAACCACAAGACCAGCUGUAAAACGAUACGGAAGGAGAAAUCUGCUGUGGAGAAGACGAAGGAGGCAAACUAG